Messenger RNA from Hydractinia symbiolongicarpus, 820 nucleotides. RefSeq names its product peptidyl-tRNA hydrolase ICT1, mitochondrial-like. NCBI's taxonomy places the organism in Eukaryota, Metazoa, Cnidaria, Hydrozoa, Anthoathecata, Hydractiniidae. The transcript has 5 exons. Gene Ontology annotation, cellular component: mitochondrial large ribosomal subunit. The record is from RefSeq and is a predicted model, not a curated record. Gene Ontology annotation, molecular function: translation release factor activity. Gene Ontology annotation, biological process: mitochondrial translational termination. The coding region runs from base 207 to 716 and encodes 169 amino acids.
CUUCAAACUUGAAGUACUGUUGAAACCAUAGUUCUUCGUAAUUCCGAAUUCAUAGCACAGUUGCUUAACACAGGCAUCACAAUUAUGUAGAUUAUGCAUCGUUGUUAGAGUUAGUGUCUAUAUUGACAGUAUGUUAAACUCAUUGUUUUUAGUGUGUAUAAAAACUUUUUUCAUGUAAGUGCAGAAGAGAUGCAAGUUUGAGAUGUAUGCAAGAAAUGAUGCUUCGCGUCAACAAGAUUGUGCGAUAUUUUUCAUCUAACCAAAAGGUUGAUGUGAGCACUCUGCUUGAUAAAGCAACAAAAGAUAAAUUUGUCUUCAAAUUUGUUCGAAGCUCUGGACCUGGAGGACAGAAUGUCAAUAAACUUCUAUGGUAUAUUUUAGUGAAUACGAAAGUUGAACUGCGUUUCAAAAUAGCAAGUGCUGAUUGGUUGCCAUCCCAUGUUGUCUCAAAACUGCUGACUCAGGCGAAGAACGAUAUUAACAAAGAAGGAGAGCUAAUUGUGACGUCAGAGAAAAGCCGGUCACAACAUCGCAAUAUGGCGGAUGCUUUGCAAAAAAUACGAGCUAUUAUAUGUACGGCUGCGUAUGAACCCGAAGCUCCCACAGAAGAAACAUUGAGAAAAAUAGAGAAGAGAAUUGAAAGAGCUAAUGAGAAACGACUGACAGACAAGAAAUUUAGAUCAACAAAAAAAUUGGAUAGAAAAAGUAUCGAGUAGAACUUGUGAGCUCAAGUCAUUCGACGAACGUUUAGACAGACGAUAAAGAUUUUUGGCCGUCUUUUAGUAAAAAUGUUUUAAUGAAAGAAUAAUUAAAUGAGCCA